AUGGAUAUGGAGGAGGGCGAGUACGACCCCAGCGCUCCCGAGAUGAACGGCGGCGUCCUGCUGGCACGCGCGUCUCCCGGCAGCACGACCUCCGGCAACGGCGAUACUGCUGGGCUUCGCCGUCAAGCCCCGGCGAACCGCAUCCGAAGUCGCCGCGUCCGGAACGGUGUCACGGAGGAGCUCUACAUCAGUGAGCACGGUCUCCUUACCUGGAUCGUCGGAGGCGCUGUACCGCUUACAGGUACCAGAGACAACGAAGACGACGACGUAGAGCAGGACGACGACCCAUACGGCACCGGCCGUUUCGGCGCCGUCCCGGCAUCGGAAGCGGAGAUCGUGAGGCUGCCGAUGGCGACGCCGGGCGAGGUGAGGGAGGAGGACUGCGCGGUGUGUCUCGACAGCUUCGAGGAGGGCGAGGUGCUGGUGAAGAUGACCUGCCCCAGCUCCCACGGCUUCCACGAGGGUUGCAUCGUCAAGUGGCUCAGGGUCAGCAGGCUUUGCCCGUUGUGCCGCUUCGCGCUGCCGGCCGAGCUUGACCUCGAGGAGAAGGAGGAGGAGAUGGACACAGAGAGAGACGAGACACCCUGGUGGUGA
Lolium perenne is the source of this 594-nucleotide messenger RNA. The record is from RefSeq and is a predicted model, not a curated record. NCBI's taxonomy places the organism in Eukaryota, Viridiplantae, Streptophyta, Magnoliopsida, Poales, Poaceae.